GCUCAGCUGCUGGCUGUCCUGGAGCGGAUCAUGGAGGAGUGCAUCCCCACGCAGCGGCACAGCCGUGACUACCUGGUCAAAUUCCCCGAGGAGCUCUUGGUGGACAACUUGGGGAACCACAUGCUGUUUGCUGCCGAGUGUCUCCUGGCUGGGACUUUCCUGGAGAUGGAGGAGUCAGAUGGGGCACAGCUGCGGCCCCAGGCCAGGAAUCUGCUGUGCAGCCUGGAGUUGGUCCGGACAGUGCUGCGGGAGCAAAGCCUGAGCCAACCCAACUCCUACCCAGAGCCUGUCCGUGCUGUGCUCAUCCAAUUCGACCAGCUAUUUGCAGAGUUUGAGCUGAGCUACGUGUCCUCACUGGUGGCAGUGAAGUCUCCUGAUGAGAUCUACAGGCAGCAGGAGAUCAUCGUGCUCUUCUGUGAGACAGUGGAGAGAGCCCUGCACCUGGGCUACCUGACCCAGGAGAUGAUUGAUGGCUACGAACCACUGCUGAUGUUCACCAUCCCUCGCCUGGCCAUUAUCAGCGGUCUCCUCAUCUACCCCGAGGGUCCCCUCAGCCUGGAGCGGAGACCUGAGGAGAUGUCCCGAGUCUUCAGCCCCUUCUACAACCUCCUGAAGAAGAUCAGGGACCUGUUGUGGGUGCUGUCAGCAGAGGAGCUCUGCCUGCUGGAGAGGAGCCUGUGCACAGCUGAACAGGAGGAUCCCUGCAGUCCAGACACCCCUCCAGCUUGGGGGGGAGCUGUGCCCAGUGUGGACACCCCUGCUCCUUUCAGUCUUCUGGAGGUCCCUAAUGCCACCCAGCCACCCUCCACCUGCACGACACAACUGGGACCCCCUAGUGUAGUGGAUGACCUUGGCACUGACUGGCAUCAGGAGUGUGCAGUGGGCAGGGAUCAGGGCCAAAAUGGCAAAUCCCUGUCCACUGGGACAGGGAUAUCUGAUACCAUCCCUGGUGUAAUGGUCACCUCCCCCCUGCACAGCCCCCAGCCCCUUCGGAGUGGCCCAGGGAUGGGGUUCCAUGCCACUCCAGGUGCCCGCUGCUCAGAGCUUCGCGCCCGCUGCUCGGAGCUGCGUUCCCGCUACAGCAGCACCAAGGAUAUGCUGCACACCCUCUUCGUCUGCAUCUCGGGGGUGGCUGAUCAGCUUCAGACCAACUUUGCCAGUGACAUGAGAAGCAUCUUGAAAACGGUCUUCAAGAUCGUGUGCUCGAAGGCGGAGCCCUCAGAGGAGCAGAGUGGCAGCAAAGAGAAAGAUGGUGACUCCUGUGUGACACAUGCUUCUCGCGUGGCUGACUGCCCACUGUGCUUCAGGCCUGCAGAGGCUACCGGGAGGGCAGGUGCCCGCCACCUGCCUGAGUGGGUGCCGGACAGCACAUGCAGCCAGUGCUCUGCCUGCCGCUCGCCCUUCACCCUGCUACGCCGCCGGCACCACUGCCGCAGCUGUGGGAAGAUCUUCUGUGCCCACUGCUCACCGAAUACCGCAGUGCUGCCCCACUAUAGCCAGACCAAACCCGUACGUGUCUGCACCCACUGCUACAUCACACACCUCCCGCCCAUGUCCCGCUGUGCCCGGAGCCAGUGAGAGCCCUUUGCCAGACCUGCUUCAUAGGAGGCUGCACAACAGGGUGCCCAGGGCCGCUUCGGGGCUGCUGGGCAGCACCUCGGCCCCGUGACUCUCCUCAGAGCUUGGUGGGCAUGGCGGCAGGACCCCCCCACGUGGUGUUAGGCCUCCCCCGAUGCACAGGGGCAGGACCCCACACACGGUGGCAGCCCAUACGGAGUGAUGGUGGGCGCAGGACCACCUCUCCUGGUGCACCGUGGCCUGCU
Messenger RNA from Cinclus cinclus, 1823 nucleotides. RefSeq names its product lateral signaling target protein 2 homolog. The transcript has 10 exons. NCBI's taxonomy places the organism in Eukaryota, Metazoa, Chordata, Aves, Passeriformes, Cinclidae. Gene Ontology annotation, biological process: negative regulation of epidermal growth factor-activated receptor activity. The coding region runs from base 31 to 1578 and encodes 515 amino acids. The record is from RefSeq and is a predicted model, not a curated record. Gene Ontology annotation, molecular function: metal ion binding. Gene Ontology annotation, cellular component: early endosome membrane.